This is a messenger RNA of Rhinolophus ferrumequinum (greater horseshoe bat), 2579 nucleotides long. It is a transcript of the gene CSDC2, whose product is annotated as cold shock domain containing C2. Gene Ontology annotation, molecular function: mRNA 3'-UTR binding. Gene Ontology annotation, cellular component: cytoplasm. The transcript is spliced from 4 exons. Gene Ontology annotation, biological process: regulation of mRNA stability. The record is from RefSeq and is a predicted model, not a curated record. The coding region runs from base 294 to 755 and encodes 153 amino acids. NCBI's taxonomy places the organism in Eukaryota, Metazoa, Chordata, Mammalia, Chiroptera, Rhinolophidae.
CACACACACACACACACGCACGUGCGCGCGCGCGCGCGCGCACACAACACGCGGUCUUACACACAGCACAUCUUUCAGACCAUCCUUUGCUCCCAGCUCUGAGCGCCUGAGAGGCAGAGUGCUGAAGCCGGCUGCAGAAGGCAGUCCCCGACCUCGGCUGCCAAGGAGAGACGGAGCCUGUGGCUGCUGAGGCUGCCGAGCAGGGCCAGGCCGGGCCCUGCCCGCAAGGACGCCAAAGCCCACCCCCGGCCCCUGUGCCCGGGAGCCCACCAGGCUCUCCUGCUGGCCCCACCAUGACUUCAGAGUCCACGUCGCCCCCGGUCGUGCCCCCGCUCCACUCCCCCAAGUCCCCUGUCUGGCCCACCUUCCCCUUCCACCGGGAGGGCAGCAGGGUCUGGGAGCGGGGCGGUGUCUCAUCUCGGGACCUGCCCAGUCCCCUGCCCACCAAACGGACCAGGACAUACUCAGCGACAGCCCGUGCCUCGGCUGGCCCCGUGUUCAAGGGCGUCUGUAAGCAGUUCUCACGCUCACAGGGCCACGGCUUCAUCACCCCCGAGAACGGGUCCGAGGACAUCUUCGUGCACGUGUCAGACAUCGAGGGGGAGUACGUGCCGGUGGAGGGCGACGAGGUGACCUAUAAGAUGUGUCCCAUCCCGCCCAAGAACCAGAAGUUCCAGGCUGUGGAGGUGGUGCUCACCCAGUUGGCCCCACACACUCCCCACGAGACGUGGUCUGGCCAGGUCGUGGGCUCCUAGGCUGGGCGGCGAGCCCCCCAGGGUGGACGGGUGGCACCUGGCUCCGUGCCCCACUGUACUUGCUGACUCAGUCCCCUGGGCAGCCUCAGUGUGCACGUGUCUCUCUGUGCUUGUGGCUGUGAGCGUUUGCCUCCAUCCAGCCCCGUGACCCGUGACUAUUGUGUAAGCUGGACCAAGGGGGAGGCCACCAGACCUGCCUUCUCUGCUUGUCCACUCUCUCCUUCCUUCCCUCCCUGCCACAUGGGCACAGGGUCCUGUCGCCCUCCUGCUCACCCAUCUGUGUGUCCAUUGAGCCUCUGAGGGCCUGCGUCAGGCCUGGGGCUGAGAGUCAGGGGGCACUGGCGUAAGCUGCCUGAACAAGCUAGCUCCCCUGCCUUUGCCUGAGGCCCUGGCCCCCAGGCCAGGCUCUGCUCAUGCUCCGCACACCUCCCACUUCCCACCCUGGACUGGGGUCUCCCACUGCGGCCUGGAUCCCACCCUCAGAAGCCAGGCCAGUGAGCACUUUGAGGAGUGCCUCCCAGCCUCUGGCAAGGGAAGAGGGCUAAAGGUGGGGGUAGGCAGGCCUGUCCUCCAUGCCACGGCCCUUCCUCCCUCCCUCCUCCUUCCCUUCCUCGUUUCCUUUCUUCCUUUCUCCCUCCCUCCCUCCCUAUUCUCUCCUCAGCACACACUAAAGAGGCGGGAAAGAGGGGCCUGAGGCCAGAAGGCAGUUUGGGGGCUCUUGUGUUGCUGGCCACAGUCCCUACGCACCAGCCUGGCAAUGGCUCUGUGAACCCCAAACUGAGGCUGCAUCUCCUCCUUGGGCCAAGCUGAGCCACGCUGCCUCCACUUCCCGAGGAAGUGUGGGUCUGUGGAGGGGUGGGGACGCGUCUCCUCCAGCUUAGAUGGAGUCCCACUGCUGUUCUGCCAGUGCCCAGCCAUGAUGGCUGCUGAGGACCUAGUGAUGGACACGGCCCCUCAGGUAGGGCCAGGCUGGGCACCCACAGGAGUGGCCCUUAGCCUGGGAGGCCACUAGCCCCGCAGCCCCCCCUUGCUGGCCCCUCUUCCCAAAGCCGUGGGACGGCGGCUCCCGCUGGUCCCCCAGGCAGUGGCUGAGCGGUGGUCCCUGUGUUGUCUGUCCCUGAAGGUAUGUGUGUUGUGCACAUUCACUCUGGGGUGGGGGUUGGCCUGGCCUGGGGGCCCUCCCCUCCACCCCCACCCUCACUCCCUUCCAGAGCAUAUCAUCUGAUGCGGGGGAGAGAGGUGUUUCAAGGGAGGGCCUGCCAGGACAGUAACUCUUAGGAGACCCAGCCUGUGAGUAAAUGAGUAAACGGGGGUCAAAUGCCCAGGAUGAGGUGGUCAAUGAAAGUCUAGGAUCCCCAGUCCUGAAGGUACCCCAAGACCCCAGGGCAGAGGUCAUCUGGGGUAUGUGUUCCACCCUUGCCCUCAGUUCCCACCACAGGGGCUGGGAGCACAGAACUGCUGAUAUGUUGGCCAGCCCCCCAAACUGAGAAUGGGCCCAGCCUGACACCCCACUCUGAGCUGGGGCUACUCUGGCAAGGCCUGAAGCCUUUCCCCUAAGGAAUAAGGAACCCCUAGCCUCCAUGGUAGAAGGCUUAUUGGUGCAGGUUAACUCCUGGCAGUCCCCCAAAAUCCCCAUCCUGUGAGUAGAUCCCCAUUUUCAGGCACUAGCCAGGGGCAGGAUGUGGGAACAUCACGCCUGAUGGCACCUGUGGUGGCAGAAAAGCAGCACCACUCCUCUGACUCACGGCCCCGCAGUGUCCAGUCAGAAACCCUCCCAGCCACCUGGACUCCCCCAUCCUUCCUAACACUGGCAAUAAACCCUGA